UUCAGGACAAGCCAACGGUUAAUAAAAACGGAUUAUAUCGUGUGGUUCGUUGUUUAGUUAUUCUUCAGUCUGUAACAAGUGGAAGGAGAACCAUGAGUGCCAGAAACAGAUCCUGCUCUUCCUCCAUCCUCCAAGCAUGCAGUUCAUCAUCCUUUACCAGACAACCUUCUCGUGUGCUGAUCGUGGAUGCAUCGCCGCCCUGGUGGUCAGAGACAUGCACUGUUCUGUGUCAGGCCCUGGAGGAUUUCUUUUUUCUGGCCAGUAGUCUGGCAGGACCUGUUCGUCUGCCAUUGCUUAGCGUGUUUGCCAUCAGUGUACAGCUGGAGUGCCUCCUACCCUUUGUGCAAGUUAAGGGCAAUUUGACACGUCUGCUGUCCUGUGUAGAGGAGCUGCGUUCUCUGCCUCAGGAGGGCUGUGUUCGGCAACGGGGGUCACUCCUUAAACAGGCAGUGCUGGACAGCCUGCAGCAGUUUAAACAAUACAUGUGCCAUACAGCUCAUGGGGACUUCAACAGCAACUUUGUGGAGGUGACUGUAUUAACCUGUCAGUCAGGACAGACAGUCCUCAGACAGCUGGAGCAGGACCUGAAAAACUCGGAUCUGAUGAGCCUGCGCAGACUUCUGGUGGUUCACAUCACAUUACAGCAGAGUCUCUCAGACAGAUCUCCAGCCUGUAGCCUUGAGACACCAUCAUCAGAAGAUGACCAUGAAGAAAGUCCGUUGAUGGGGACAGAGAUGGAACUCCAGCUGGUGGAGGGCACAGUUGUGGCCUUGGAGAGUGCUCUGAAAAUGUGGCUUCAUGACCAGGGCGGAGACAGAGAACAACUGCACUUGUUGUUACCCCCUUCUCUCACAGCACAGGGUUCUACACCACAUCCUGCCAACAACAGGCCAAGCCCAGUCUGUUUGAAGUGUGACAUGCAGGAGAGACUUCUCAGUCCAGCCCUGCUUCCCAGCACUCCUGACCUUGGAGUGAAGACUGAGAGCAUGCACGAUUUCCAGCCUCCAAACAAGAGUCUGGCCAACCCCACGCCACAGCGCCUACGAGUUGUCAAAGUUCUUCAUGCCGAUGGAGUGUGUCAGUCUGUGCUGUAUGGACUACCGCUCGUCAUCAGACCAACCUCAUGCUGGCAGCUGGACUGGGAUGAAAUGGAAACAAACCACCAAACAUUUCAUGCUCUCUGCCACAUACUAAAAACCCGUGACUGGUUCCUGUUGGUGCGCUCAGACCCGGGGUCAGGAUCAGGCUCAGGUUCUGGUGUUUUCUCCUACUAUGUACUUCAGUCCUCUGGUUCACUCUCUCUGCUUUUGAAACCUGCGCUGACACGAGAACUGAUGCUGCCCUGCUCUCUGCCUGUCUCAAUGGAGGACCCAACACUUCCUGCAGUUGCCACUGUGGAGAGCUCCCUAGAGCAGCUUGAGAAGGACCCUGUUUUUAACCCUCUCUGUCUGGACUCCAACCUUUACCUGCACCUAAGAUUCAGAGGUUUGCUUACCCGCUCAUCGCAACCAUUUGGAGCACAAGGCCAGGGCAGAGGCCAUCGCAGGGGCGCCAAUCGACCACCAGAGGGCUCCACACAGCGUCAGGGUCGGCAGUCUCAGAGUCGUGCGCGAGCCACGGUGGCCCCUCUGCCGUCCAUUCCUCUAAACAAGAUGCCUCGCCCUUCACUAAACCUCAGCCACUCCCGACCCUGUGCCCCUGCCCUCUUUUUCCAGGACAGCUAUGAGGAGGAAGACCCUCUGAUCAUCCAGUAAGAUGAGAGAGAGAGAGAGCAUAAUACUUUCACUGUGAGAGGAAAUCACACUCACAUUGACUAACACUAACUGCUGUGCACAGCCAGAAUUCAGAGCAGUCGUUUCUAAACUCCCACAGACAGGAUGUUACAUACUUGCACAUCACCGGAUAUAUUCUGUUAUAUGUACAGCUAAUUUGAAAUGUAUAUGUUCUAUAUAAUCUAUUUUGGUUUACUAUUCAGAAAACACUGUACUGUUUUGUGCAUCUCUGUUUCUCUCAUCUAACACAAAGCAUGUUUUAAAAACUCAGUAUACACCUUCAGCUAACUAUAAAAAGAAAAGAAAAACUUUUUUUCUUUAGAAAAAAGUAAAUUGUUCCUCGGUUAUCAGAUACAAUUUAAUAGUGCAACAUCACAGCUUCAUUUAUCUCCUUACAUCUAAAAAACAUUACACCUUCAAUUAAAUAACCUUAUUACUUCUCCACAAAAAAUGUCUUUCAAUCAAAAAAAGUCACUGACACUGCAAAAUCAGUCCUCAUAUCUCAGACGCCAAGUAUGCAAAAAACAAGCUGCUUUGUUACCCAAAUGUUUGCAAUUAAUUCAGUCCUCAUAGUAACAGCAUGAUUUCGCUCUUUUGGAGGAGUAAUUAAACUAACCGUUUAACAAAGGCUACACCGCAACUGGGAAAAUCUUGACAAAAAAUAAUAGUUGUGAGCUGCUGAGGCUGCUGAAAAAAAAUAAAAUACAAAACCACAGAAUUGUAAAAGGACAAGAAGAAAGGCUGUUUAAAGAGAGCGAACUGCUUUCUCAGUGUAAAUGCUGUGGAUAAAAAGCUCUGUAGAGAGUUGAGGAGGAAGAGGGCCAGAGUAGUGGAAAAGUAGAGCCAUUGUCUUCCUUUUUGGAAGCUGCCAGUACAGCCUCAAGGGAAACACACUGUACUCAGCUGAGCAGGAAUUCAAGGCCUUCAGUGAGUUACAGAGAGCAAAGAGAGGGGGAAAGACAAGAAAGAGGUCACUCUGUGAAGCUCCGCGACCUCGCGGAACAAGGUUCAGCAUUGGAGGCAGUGGUUUAGAGUUGUGAGAGCUGAGGGAUGCGAUUCUGAAAGCAGACUGAGGUCAGAGCUCUGAUGUUACUCAAUGGGCCUCUCUUACUAGAGCCCAUCAUGUAUUGCCUCAUUAAGCUUUCCGCCAUUCCACCCACCUGGCACCGCCUACGCCUUUAUGACAUCGUGGUGAGGUUUGGCAUUGUGCAAAAGGCAGAAAAAGCAGACAUAGAGAGAUGAUCUCACGUCAUUCUCCCCUUUUUUCAUAUUUUACGUUCACAAUUUCCUAACUCGUUCAGUAGUUACGAAAGAGAUACAAAGUUUUUUUUUUUUUUUUUUUUUUUCCAAAUGUCUCUUUACUUCUGAUCGACUAAUGUAUUUAGCAUGUGUUGUUUUAGGGACCAGAGCCCAAAUCACUUAAGUUAAGAAAAAACAUUGUAAUAAUUUUUGGAGUAUUACUGCUAAGGGUUUUCUUAAUGUAGGGGGUUUAUAAUAUUUUGACAGUAUUGUUAAAAAUACAGAUCUAAACAGAAUCUCUGAUUCAGUUUAUUAAUUCUAAACUGUUAAAUUAAGUAGUUCUCUGUUUCUGUACCUUUUAAUUUAAAUUUUUUCUUAAUAUUGUACUUUCUUUAUAAACCAAUAUACUAAUACUGCUAAAAAACAUUUAUAAACUGUUUAUUUAUAUAUUACAUUCUAUAUUGUUAACACUAUGUAUAUUAUUACUUGGAUAAAUGUUAAAAAUAUUAAUUGCAGUUGUUUAAUGUUUGUCUUUUGCACUUUUAAAAAUAAAAAAAAAACCUUAAAAAUUGACAUUUUACAUGAAUAAUCAAAUAAUCAAGCCUAAUAUAUUUUUAGUGUCAGAAUAAGGUAUAAAAGGUAUCCAUUAAAAAGAACUGUUAAAAUUUGACUAUAUCUUAUGUUUUUAUAGAAGAACGAUCUUAGCGUUCUCAGUUUUCCAAAAUCAAUAUAUUAUUGAUUAUAAAUCAAUGUAUUAUUGAUUAUAUUGAUUAUAUGCUGAUAUUUAACGAUAUAAUCAAUAUUUACUAUAUAUUAAUGCUGCUUAAACAUAUAUUGAUUAUAUUAUUAAUUACAGUAAGAAUCAGUAACAAGGUUUUUCAGAAAAUUUUGAAUAAUCAUUUGUCAAUAUGCAUGCAUUCCAGGAGUAUAUUUUAAGUAUACAGUAAUGCACAUAUUGGGUGAUUAACACAGAAAUCAUGUUCAUUGAUGUGUACUUUUAAGUACGGUAUAGAUUUUAUUUCAAUCACCGAGUUUCUUUUAAUUGAACUUUAGUUGAAAGACAUAGCAUUUUCAAGAAACAGAUGCACUUCCCCAUCAUUUGCUUCACACUUCAGAGAACAACAGCUCAGUUCUGUUUUCCGUUUGGUUAUCCAAGCAUUAAGUGGCCAGCGGAACGAAAACAUAAACGGAACAUUCAAGAAAACAGGAACUAGUACAACAUGAGAAGUGCAUCCAAACUGAACCAGUGUGCACCUUUUUUUAUCCAUAUGAUGCCAAAUCUGAAACUGAUAACUUGACCUCUUUAACACAUACACUAUUUAAAGUUUUGGUGGUAACGUGGGUCUUUAAAUAGAAAGCAUCUGUGUAUAGCAUGAUGAACCAAGUUUACACCAAAUUUAGCUCGUCUCAAAUAUUUACUCAGUAUGUUUGUAUUAUAUCCAACAACAAGUAAUUCAAUAGACAAAUAACCGUCAAAGUCAAAUUAAAUUAAAAAAUGAUACUUAUUGCAAAUGACAAUAAGAAGAGAGAGGAAAAAAGGUGCCAGUCCACUUCCUUUUUAAUACCUAUGAGUAAUCCGCUGUUAAAAUGUACCACUGCAACCCAGUAUGAUGGUAAACUAUGCUUAGCCAGACCUUGGACCAAAUGAAUGCAUUCUUUUUAGAUGAAAGACUCGGCUCUGUCAACACAUUCACUGCUUUUCUGCUUAAGAGCACCAAACAUUGAAAAAAUACAGCAGAAUGUGAUGAAUAGAUCAGAUUUUGGCGGUCCACUUAAAAGAAAAAAAACUUUAGCAGUGGAAGAAAAGACUGGGGGAGACUGGAGAGAGGACAAAAGGAAAUAAGUGAGAGGGCCAAUGAGAAAGAAAACAGGACAGGGAACAGUCUGUACCUUCACACACUGCCAGGCAGACACAUAUUAACUCAGCCAACUUCCAUCUGAAGUAAGGCCACUGUUUUACACAGAUGGUUAAUAUUCACUUUGCAUCAGGAUUAUCCCUCAGAUGUCAGACACUUUUCAGGACGAAAGAGGACUAGAUGAAUAAGGGACUGAGAGUGAAGGAUAGGGCAUUCAGGGUAAUUUUCAUGCCCCCUUAACAAACCAAGUCCAGAUUUUUCCUAGGAUGUGCAUAUACUUGUACAUUUUCGGAAAUGGGAAAAGUAUUCUCUUGUAUUAUAAUUUUUAUUAUCAUCAUCAUGAUCAUGUUGAACAACAGCACAGCUGCUGACUCAUCCGCAUACACUCAUACAUAUAAAACACACACACACAAGCACACACGGCAGUGGAUUAGUAUCCUUUUGCUACAAUCUCCAUGCAAAACAAUGCAAGGUUUGUACGUGCAAUAACUGACCUGCCAGUGAAGUCUCUGCACUUCAACAAUUAAAUUGGAUUUGUCAGAUAAUGUUUAGACAACAACACCAAGUGUUAUGACAAAUGCUUCAUAAUCUCUUCCGAUACAUAAGUCACAGACUCAGAUUUACAAAACAUGACUACUUUGCCCAAGAAGUGCAAAACUCUGGCAUAUGCCAAUACAAGCCCUUUCAGAGGGCAUUAUCCACACAAAAGUUUUGUAUAGUCUUAGUUCUCAGACAGUUUGUCAGUCAGUGACUACAUGACUAAGGUUUCAGUCUGAGCCCUGACACUGAGCACUCCCUUCUUAACGUGGACGGAUUUCCUUUAUCCGUGACUGCCUAAAUGUCGACAAAGUUUAAGUCAAAUGUCUCCUAAGUUGUCGUAGAUGAUGUCU
Molecule: messenger RNA, 5757 nt
Organism: Ctenopharyngodon idella (grass carp)
Lineage: Eukaryota; Metazoa; Chordata; Actinopteri; Cypriniformes; Xenocyprididae
Gene: m1ap
Product: meiosis 1 associated protein
Exons: 10
Coding region: 93-1754 (553 amino acids)
Biological process (GO): meiosis I; spermatogenesis; male meiosis chromosome separation
Source: RefSeq, a predicted model, not a curated record